This is a messenger RNA of Drosophila sulfurigaster albostrigata, 902 nucleotides long. RefSeq names its product fibrinogen-like protein 1. The coding region runs from base 100 to 789 and encodes 229 amino acids. The record is from RefSeq and is a predicted model, not a curated record. The transcript is spliced from 2 exons. NCBI's taxonomy places the organism in Eukaryota, Metazoa, Arthropoda, Insecta, Diptera, Drosophilidae.
UCAAGCAGCAAACGGAUGUGAAACGUGGAUUCGCUUUUAAAACUCAAAUAUGGAAAAGUGCCAACAAUUGUACGCUUUACUCCUUAUAAUUAUGCAAAUAUGCAUAGUAGUUCACAUUGGGAAGAAUUUGAAAACGCGCGUGCGUUCAGACUUAAAUGGAAGGAAGAACGUGAUCGCACUACUCCCUCAACUCCCCUAAGAACUCUUCCAAGCUCUUGUUUACAUUUAUCUGCUGGUUUUCAAGAAAUACAACCACAGAAUAAAUCGUCUAACUAUGUGCUUUGUGACGAUGCUGGUUGGGUGGUCAUUCAGCGACGAACCAAUGGAGAGGAAGACUUUAAUAAGAGCUGGCAGGAAUACGAGGAUGGAUUUGGUAACUCUCGAACUGACUUUUUCAUUGGAUUGAAGAAAUUGCAACUUUUCACCAGUUCAACACGUCAAGUGUUGCAUGUCACAUUAAAAUUUGAUUGGGGCUCAGUUGUGGCACAAUAUGAUGAUUUUGCGAUUGCCAACUCAACAUCGCACUACAAAUUGGAGUCUUUAGGAAAGUUUACCGGCAACGCAUGUGAUGCUUUAAGAUUGAAUGUCAAUCAGGAAUUCUCAACAUACGAUCAAAAUCGAUCUCCAUCUCAUCACAAUUGCGCCAGCAUUUUCCGGAGUGGUUGGUGGUAUCCAAACGAUUGUGGACUGAGCAAUCUCAAUGCUCCAUUCAAUGGUUUCAUACGCUGGGAAUACUUUGAUGUCAAGUCCGUAGUAACGAAGAUUCGUCCAUACCCAAAUGGACUUUAAAGAAUCUUAGCCUUUCGUCUUAAACAUUUAAUAUUCAUUUAUCGAAUUUGAAAAUAUUAUCAAUCAAAAUAAUUGCAUUGAUAUUGUAUUUUUCAACUAUAAAAAUUAUAAAG